Molecule: messenger RNA, 3309 nt
Organism: Exophiala xenobiotica
Lineage: Eukaryota; Fungi; Ascomycota; Eurotiomycetes; Chaetothyriales; Herpotrichiellaceae
Exons: 7
Coding region: 440-2932 (830 amino acids)
Biological process (GO): DNA-templated transcription; positive regulation of transcription by RNA polymerase II
Cellular component (GO): nucleus
Molecular function (GO): zinc ion binding; sequence-specific DNA binding; DNA-binding transcription factor activity, RNA polymerase II-specific
Source: RefSeq, a predicted model, not a curated record
AUUCAGCCUUCAGGCGCCACAGGGUUCGCGUACCCCUGUCAUGCCAUGUCAUGCCUCUGUCAACGACACCAAAACGACGGUGGCUAACAGAUGUACUCGUAAGAGCUCGUAAGAUAAUUUCAUCUCGCGCUUUCUUUCUUGCACAUGGAUCCGAAGCCUCGUUUCAUUCUCCAUGAUCCACAUGAGGUCAGUGUUUAACCAAAUCUCUACUGAUAUUCGGAUCGCUUCAAAUAGUGCCUUGGCCGACCCCUCAGUGGUUCUCUUCGUCGCGAGUUAUUAUGGGCCCGCUCUGAGAUGAGAACUUCAGCAAACACGACCUCUCAAGCUACCAGCUGUUUAUCUAAGUGCAUUUCUACUGGGUGGGAUAUCAGGGCAACCUUAUAUUUCUAUACGCUUCUGUCGUGGAACAGCCGUCGGAGGACAAGCCCAGCAGUCCAAGAUGCGUGACAGCCCGGCAGACUCACCAUCAACGCCGAAACGGAGACGAUAUUCGAGGGUGAGCCGAGCGUGCAAUGAGUGCAGGAUCAGAAAAGUCCGGUGCGACGGCCGCCUCCCUUGUGAACCAUGUCAAGACUUCGACCGUCAUUGUUCUUUCACGUCCACAAGGGGACAAAGGACGGCAGGAGCCCCCCGGACCAAGAUCCUUGAGGAUCGUCUACGACGCGCCAAAGCAUUGCUUUUGAAGAUCCAGGCCCAGAGCCCCUCGCCUCAGCUAAAUCUCGAAGUCAGCAACAUUUUCGAGUCUCCCCCUGGUUCUCCGUUAUCCGAGUCGGAUACGUCGGACCCAGCGGAUGAUAGCUCUGGGGAUCAUCUUGAAAACAUGUUGGACGGCCGAGGCCGGCUCACUUCAACGAAAAAAUCCACCGAGUAUUACGGAGGCGGCUCUGGUUUCGCCUUCCUACAACGCACUCAAGAACUGUUCAAUCCAGAGAUCUCCUCCCGCGACCAGGCCGCCGGCGGUUACGUUGGAUUAGAGGUUAUUUCCAGACUCUUUGAGUCUCCACUUCCGGACAAGCAGGCUCUUGCAACGGACAUCCCCUUCUCGCAAUUACUUCCUUCAAGGCAAACAGCAACGGAACUACUCGACGUAGUUUUUGGACAGACGUACCAACUUUUACAAUUCCUGGACGAACCGAAUUUCCAGAGACAGACAGACCGUAUCUAUGAGUUAGAUCCCAUCGAGUUCGCCGACUCCGACCAUGAUUUUUUGCCGUUAUUCUAUGCCGUCACUGCCCUGGGCUACCUCUUUGACCGGAAGAUGCAUGAGAAAUAUGGCUGCACGGGGGCGGUCAACCAGGCAAUGCGCCAUUUCAUCGCCGCACGCCGCAUGGUGAACCUCGAUCAUUGCACCGAUAUACUGAGCCUACAAACACUAUUGUGUUUCAUUCUAUUCCUCAUGUCCACUGCACGACUUGCAAACGCUCACACCUAUCUCGGUUUGGCUGUGGCAGCUGCCAUGAGGAUGGGUCUUCAUACGCGGACAUGUUCAACGCUGGAGGAUUUGUCAGAGCCUGAAAAAGAUGUUAGACGCCGAGUCUUCUGGACUAUCGUCAAACUCGACAUAUACAGUGGCACUGUCCUCGGACUUCCUGGGAUGAUCAAUGUGGACUAUGUUGACCAGUUCAAACCCAGCGGCCACAUCAAGGACUACGCAGAUGAGACCCAGGGAGGAUUUGCUUCUUUACGGACAAGGAGAAUGUUUGCUGCCUCCGCACAGUACCUGAAUGUUCUAAGGAUCAUGAGCAAAUUGACCCAAAAGCUUUAUCCUAAAACCGACGAAGAGGCUCAUCGUGCCGGGGAAUCGAAAAAGAUAUACGUUAGCAAUGCUAGCAUUUUGGAGAUUGAAGACGACUUCAGAGCCUGGCGAGACGGGCUCUCUGAUGCACUUGGUUCAGACGGUGAGGGCGAGUCAUUGAGCAGUGUGGUCUACGAGCUUGAGAUGGUUCACAAUUUCGGGCACAUGAUACUCUACAGACCAUUUCUGCAUUACCUGGCCAGGACAAGCGUGGAUCAACCUCCAGAUCAACGGCUUCUCCGUUGUGCAAUGUCAUGCGUCAGAACCUCUAGGAACACAAUCUCGCGCUCCGCUGAAAUGCUUCGAGGGGGCUUUCUUGCUCCCGCAGCCUGGCAGUCUGUCUACACGAUAUUUCUUUCGUUGGUAAGCCUGAUAUUCUUCCUUGCCACUCAGCACGGGAACCGAGAAUGUGAAGCCAUCCAAAAGGAGUCGGAGGAAGGCAUUCGCAUACUCGCCAAAACCGCCUGUCAGGACAUUGGUUCACGAAGGUGCUUGGAUGUGGUGACAGUUUUGACCCGCAGACUGUCGCAUAUCAUUGACCUCGAUGUGGAGAGUGUUUGUAAAACAGUCGAGCCGCUAUGUAAAUACCCUGGCGACAGGAGCGGGCCAAUGGAAGAGCAGACUCGACCGCCGGCGCCAGUGAAAGCCGAGAAACCCAUUCCAAGCACAUCGAGAAACAGAGUUGGAAAAGGGAUGACACUUCCGUCUCAUCCACAGCGCGGUGGUCAGCAACCACGACCGUAUCGGCCUCAAUCCACGCCAUUGCCUCCACACCCGGUGAGCGUGCCGGUUUACCAACAAAUGCACUACGCAACGCCGACCCCGAUGUGGGAAUCAUCAGCAGGCACGCCGAACCCUGGCCGCAAUCAGUAUCUCCCUUCUCAAUCAUUUAGUUAUGGCAUAACUCCUGCGCCUCCGCCUCUUAGGUCCGAGGGCAGUGACCGGUAUGGCUCUGCGCAAAUGGAAUUGCCCUACGCUCAAGGAUUUGCUUGGCCUUUUGCACUGACAGGGGAGAACGUAGGCGGCAGGGAUGGAUCAGGCACAUGCUCACAUCCCCCACCGAUGAAUGAUACGCUCACCGAGCAGGACAUCGCUGCAUUCAUGCGAAUCAAUCCUGGAGAAGAGCCUUUCCUCUAAAGCACCGACGACAUCGGAUUCUUAGAUAGUCAGGAACUCUAAAGGCACAGGGUUUUGCGUCGGCAUUCGAAGCAGACUGGGCUCCCAAUGUCGACAAAGAGUGAUGGUCGACAGAGGGCUUCUCUGUACAUACUGGUCUCCCGAAAGAUAAGCACGUGAAAGCGUCAUGAGCACAAUCCAGUAGGGCUGACGAUCAUACUGGCCAGCGAGGAACAAUGAUGCGCAAUGUUACAUUCGCAUUCCUCCCCCAGCCUUACUGGGGCUGCCUCAUGAUGCUUCUAGAAAAGUUCCAUGCAUCCUACUGGUGAACCAUUGGUCGCCAGCCAAGUACUUUGCAUACAAGCAUGUCAAAAGAAAUUACAUGAGUCGUUUUGUCG